Messenger RNA from Hypanus sabinus (Atlantic stingray), 4750 nucleotides. RefSeq names its product adducin 3 (gamma) a (gene add3a). Gene Ontology annotation, biological process: barbed-end actin filament capping. Bases 274 to 2358 code for a protein of 694 amino acids. Gene Ontology annotation, molecular function: actin filament binding. Gene Ontology annotation, cellular component: postsynaptic density; plasma membrane; cytoskeleton. NCBI's taxonomy places the organism in Eukaryota, Metazoa, Chordata, Chondrichthyes, Myliobatiformes, Dasyatidae. The transcript is spliced from 16 exons. The record is from RefSeq and is a predicted model, not a curated record.
GGUGGACCCGCCUCCAACUGCUGCUGCAGAAAAACCCGCUGGAGUCCAAGUCGGGAAGUAGCCGCCUCUGAGAGCGGGUCUGAACGGCGGCUGGACGGCGCGAUGUGGGCAGCGGGGCUGUGAAAGAGGAUCUUCUGCAGUCGCUUUCCUGAACAUAUUCAACUUCUCCUCAGAAAUGGGUAGCUGAAGUGUAACCCAGUUGACCUCCAGCUCUCUUCCUAGCAACUCUUCUUUUUGCUCUUUGAGGUUUGCAGGCAAUAGACAAUAGUAAUCAUGAGUGGUGAUUCCAGCCAGGGAGUGGUUACGUCCCCUCCUCCACCCAGUGUGAACCACAAGGGGGAUAACUUUGAUCGCAUCAGUGAAAGUGAUCCUGAAUGUAUUCAAGAAAGAAACAUAUCCCCAGAUUUGAGACAGGACUUUAACCUGAUGGAACAGAGAAAACGUGUUUCUCAAAUACUGCAAAGUCCUGCAUUUAGGGAUGAGCUUGAGGUCCUCAUUCACGAACAGAUGAAAAAGGGUAAUAAUCCUGCGGGUCUGCUUGCCCUGCAACAAAUAGCAGAUUUCGUAAUGGCAAGUUCUGUUGCAACUUUACCUUCAACACAACUUAGCCUAGGAAUUGCCACACCCAUCAAUGAUCUUCACGCCAUUGAAUCUGCUACCUUUUCGAAAGGAGAGAAGUUGAUCCGCUGUAAAGUUGCGAGUCUGUACAGAAUGGUAGAUCUCUUUGGAUGGGCACAUUUAACCAAUAGCUACAUAACAGUCAGAGUAAACAAAGAACAGGAACAUUUCCUCAUUAUUCCCAAGGGCCUUUCUUAUUCUGAGGCCACAGCUUCAAAUCUUGUGAAAGUUAAUAUACUGGGUGAAGUAGUGAACCAGGGGAGUACAAAUCUGCAAAUCAACCAAGCAUCAUUCAGCCCACAUGCAGCCAUCUAUGCAACACGCCCUGAUAUCAGAUGUGUGAUCCAUCUACACACACCAGCCACCGCUGCUGUCUCAACCAUGAAGUGUGGUAUCUUGCCAAUAUCCCAAGAAGCCUUGAUUGUUGGUGAUGUUGCAUAUUACGACUAUCAUGGUUCACUUGAUGAACAGUGUGACCGAAUUCAGCUGCAGAAAUGUUUAGGUACUGCUUGUAAGAUAUUGGUUCUUAGAAAUCAUGGAGUGAUCGCACUUGGUGAGACCAUAGAAGAAGCUUUUCACUACAUCUACGUUGUCCAAAUAGCCUGUGAGAUCCAGGUAAGGGCCUUGGCAAGUGCAGGUGGAGUGGAUAACUUACUGCUUCUGGAUCUGGAAAAGUUCAAACAUUACACACACAAGGUGGAUUUUGAAGGAGUCAACAUGGGAAACACACAAAAGUGGAGAGUGGGAGAACAAGAAUUUGAAGCUAUGAUGAGAAUGUUGGACAAUCUGGGCUACAGAACUGGCUACACCUACAGACACCCAAUUCUGAGAGAGAAGCUAAGGCACAAGAGUGAGGUGGAGAUACCUGCAACUGUCACAGCAUUUUCCUUUGAAAAUGAUGCUCUGCCACGUUCUCCCCUCAAGUUCCUGGCACAGAAACAACAACGUGAAAAGACGAGGUGGCUGAAUACUCCAAACACUUAUAUGAAGGUCAAUGUCCCUGAAGAAUCUCAGUCAGGUGAUUGCAGUCCUAGAUCAAAAACCACAUGGAAGAAAGCAGACAGCACUUCAAAAAACAGCAGUGGGACACCAAUCAAGAUAGAAGAUCCUAAUCAGUUUGUCCCACUAAAUACAGAUCCACGAGAGGUCCAUGAUAAGAGAAACAAGAUCCGUGAACAAAAUCGAUAUGACAUGAAGACUGCAGGGCCACAGUCGCAAUUACUGGCUGGUAUUGUUAUAGAGAAGAAAGGCACCCCGCUCACACAACUGGAAAUCGAAAGAUUGGAAGAACAGAUGCCGCCAGGCCCACCAAACCCAUUCAAUUACCUCAAUGAGAAUGAAUUGGAGGAAUAUAAAAGGAUGAUUGAACGAAAACAACAAGGAUUGGAUGAUACUGAGCAUGAAUUAACAUCAGAUGAUGGUUCUGCGUUCUCACCAGCUCAAUCCCCACAAGCCUCACCAGCACCAUUGGAAGAAAACACGAUGGUGGUGGUGAAUGGAGGAAAGGAAGAUGGGCAAGCUUUUGCAGAAGAUGUAACAAACCGCAUCAGCCAGUUAACAACCAACACUGUGGAGAGUGUGGAGGUCACCAUCAAGUCAACAGAAACAGUGGAUUUGAAUGCCAGUGACACCCUUUCACCAGAAGGGUCUCCUUCUAAAUCUCCAUCAAAAAAGAAAAAGAAAUUCCGCACACCAUCCUUCCUGAAAAAGAACAAAAAGAAAGAGAAGGUGGAAGCAUAAUGAUGGGUUUGCAGGGGUGUUGCGCAAUUAAAUUUCUGGUCAGAUUAAUGUCAGUCUUAAAUGCAUAACUGAUGUAUUCAGCUAAAUGUGCUAAACAUCAUUUGCCCUUGCACUGACCAAGAAUAGAUGGAAAAAUGGCACAUUUAUACAGAUAGUUUAAAUCUGACAUUGAAAUAUUAUUGCAAGUUUCUUUUAGAAUUAACCUUUUGCCAAAAUAAAAUCACAUUCUAGUUAAUUCUAGACAUGAAACAGUUGUACUAUGGAAUUGAUUUUAACCUUUAAACAAGCUCAUCUCAAUAAAUCCAUCAAAGUGUGGAAAUUUUAUACAUUUAGACAGAUUUAAUCCAUGACUGAAACUUUAUAAAUUUUUUAAUACUAUGAAAUAAAUGUUGCAAGCAUGCUGUAUAAGGGUCUAAAGAGAAAAGUAAAUGACUAAGAAUGCUUGUCUCAAGUAUACCUGGGGAAAGUCUAGGCAUGUUGUGGUUCUGAUAUUGGAUUAGGUUAUACAAAACUGGACUCGUGUCAAUAGUGGUUUUUGUUCUUUUUUAUACUGCACUUUUUGGUAAUACUUAAUUUACUAGUGACUAAAACUUAAGUGAAUUCAUGAGGUAACCAAAUGAAGGAGAAAUAAUGCUACCAAAAAGGGAAAGAGGAGGUGCUGUUAGAGUAAUUAAUGGGGAAAGGAUUGAGUUGUAAUAAAUGACAAGUGGUAUUAAAGCAAUUGAUGUUUUUUGAAAUUGUGGAUGAACUUGUAGUGUAAAAAGAAAAAAGGCAUGAAACUAACAUUUUAAAUGCAUGACAUAGAACAAUUAAGCUAGAACAGGACAAUCAACCAGGGCUAGCAUGCUCCUUGAAACAUCUGAUUUUUGAUUGACCCAUUUUUUCCCCAUUUCUACCCUUAACUCCUAACGUGCCAAGUAAUAUUGUCAGCAUUAUUUGGAUUCACAUCUGACCAAUAUCCUUGUGGCACAUGAUUGGCAAUCAGUUGUUGACCAGUAAGCUGAAUGUACUAUUUUGGCUUGCCCAUUGAUGAGUUUAGGGUUUGUCCUCAUGACCUGUGUUAGCUGAUACUUUCUCUCUCCUGGAAGAUUAGUUUUCCCAGUAUAAGAUUGAUUUUCAAUGUGAAUUUCAACCCCAUUUUUAUUGCAGUUGUGAGUUUAUUCUUUAGUGAUAAUAACAAAUGUUUAUAACAGUAUGUUGCCAGGAAACCCAUUUUUUUAACAAAAAAGAAUUUUACUGGAUUAUCAUGUUAUUAAUUGUCAAGAAUAGCAGCCUCUAGAAUUUCUUUCACAUUUAUAUGUAAAAGUUCUUUCAUAUUAUACGUUCCCUUGUGUAAAGUAAUGCAUUUGCUAUGAAGUAUUUUCUUGUGUGAAAUGAAAUGUGCAGUGGGUAACAAUAAGAUCAUGAUUUUAAAAGAUUUGGAAAAUGAUGAAUGAUGUGCGCAUUUUGUGAUUACAACUAGACUAACUACAUGCUGAUGACUUCCAUGUCCUUCUGAACAAAAUGCCAAAAUUGGGAGAAGUAAUUAUAUUUUUAAUUUGAGUCUUUGUUUCAGAAUGACAAUAUGGUAUUUUUAUAUGCAUAAGAGAUAUAAAAUUUAAGCACUAAUCUGCAUCUUCUUUCUGCAUGUAUACAACCUUGACGAAGAUGGGUUUACCAGAUGAACAGAUUUCUGUUACUAUUUUUUUCAGUAAAAUCUUUUAUUGGUAAUUCUGCCAAAAAUAGGUCUAAUAAGUUUGUGACUUUAAGAUUAGAAACUCAAAAGAAAGCCACUAGAUGUGUUUGGGAGAAAAUAAAGAAAACCACUAACAUUGGGGUCUGUGAUUUGAAUCCCAAUUAGCAAUGUGAAUGAGUUUUUGAUUCUGAGUAUCGCACGUUGAUGAAUAGAAUCAGAGUUGAUAGAUGGUGUGAGGCUGUAGAAAUGGAUCUCUGAAAGGGAACAACACCAUAUCAACACUAAAUACUGGAAUAAAAAAAUAAAGUUUAACUAGUGUUUUUUUUGUUUUAUAUAAAAAAACAACUUUUUAGUUUAACCCUUUAAGACAAUUAUCCAAGCCUUAUGCUAUUGGUAAAUUUGGAUGGAGGGCAAGGAGAAGGUUGGGGUUUUUUUUGGGUUGGGGAGGGAAACUGCAUAAUUUAUGCAGCUUUUGUGCAUUGCUUUAAAUGGAGUUAAGUGAUCUUGUUGCACCUUGUUAAAGGCACUAUAUGUAAGUGCAGCAACCCUGUGGAAUAUAUAAAGCUUUAACAAAAUUGCUUUCUAGAUGUGUUGCUAAACCAUUUAAAGUCCACUAAUAAACAGUAUUUUACAAUGUGGAAACAUCUCAUUUUAGUCAUCUGUAAUUUGUACCUUUUACUAGACAUUUUUCCCAAUAACCUUACUCUUUGAUUGAAA